Messenger RNA from Apis dorsata (giant honeybee), 7129 nucleotides. It is a transcript of the gene kto, whose product is annotated as mediator of RNA polymerase II transcription subunit 12. Gene Ontology annotation, biological process: regulation of transcription by RNA polymerase II. The transcript is spliced from 12 exons. Gene Ontology annotation, cellular component: mediator complex. Gene Ontology annotation, molecular function: transcription coactivator activity. NCBI's taxonomy places the organism in Eukaryota, Metazoa, Arthropoda, Insecta, Hymenoptera, Apidae. The coding region runs from base 233 to 6976 and encodes 2247 amino acids. The record is from RefSeq and is a predicted model, not a curated record.
CAUAAUUUUAAUAACGACGCGCCAUCUAGAAAUCUCUAUAUGUGUAAUGAUUGUGUCUUUACUUGUACAAUAUUGGAUAAUUGUAAAUAUGUCAUUAACAAAGGUUAUAUAUCGUACGUAGCCUUUUAUAUGAAGUCAUAAUUUUGAAAUCAUUUCAUUAAAUUCUCUAUGCUUAAUGUAUGCUUAAACAAUGUCAAAAGACAUCUAUCAAUUUUGAUAAUUUCUUUAUACCAUGAUGGGAAUAUUGUAUGAAAAGAGGCCACUAAAACGGCCAAAAUUAGGGCCGCCUGACGUUUAUCCUCAAGAACCUAAACAAAAAGAAGAUGAACUUACAUCUACAAAUGUUAAACUUGGUUUUGCUACAAUGCCUCAGAUGUCAGAGGAAUUUGGUACCGCAAGACAUUGUAAUGUCACUGCUGCCAAAGUAGGAGCAUAUUUUAAUGCAAUUUUGGCAAAAAAAGAAGAACUUUCUACAAUGCCAGAUACAGCAAGAAAACGACAACAGAUUAAUCCAAAGGACAAUUUCUGGCCAGUAACUGCCAGAACGAAAAAUGGCAUUGAAGCAUGGUUCAAGGAUUUGUCUGGAUGUAAACCAUUGAUAGCUCUUGCUAAAAAAGCACCUAAUUUCAACAAGAAAGAAGAAAUAUUCAUGAUGCUUUGCGAAUAUCAAGUACCAAUGUUACGAGCAGCUUGGUUCAUUAAACUUAGCUCUGCUUAUACAGUAGCAGUAUCAGAAGCUAAAAUAAAAAAAAGACAAUUACCUGAUCCAACUACAGAAUGGACAGGAACACUUAUUAAGUUCUUGAAAGAUCAACUUUCAAAAUUACAAGAAUAUUAUCACAUAAAUAAUCAUAUAACAAAUAAUAUUAAUACUAAUGGUAUUACAAGCAAUUCUUGUAAUGGGAAUAAUACUGGAAAUAAUAGUAGUAAUAAUAAUAGUAACAAUAAUGUCAGUAAUAAUACUAAUAGUAACAAUGGAGUUGCCAAUAAUCAACCAGCUACACCAAAUUCAAAUAAUCAAAUAAUAACUGGAAAUGCCAUAAAUGAGGAGCAUAAAAUAGCUCUAAAACAAUGGCAUUAUUGUGUACAAUUGGCAAAAUAUAUGUUUGAAGAGGGAUUAUUAGAUAGACAAGAAUUAUUACAAUGGAUUUUAGAAUUAUUGGACAAAAUUAAAUCUUCUCCUUCGGAAAAUGGAAUUUUGAAACUUCUGUUACCAUUAGCAUUACAAUAUUUAGAAGAAUUUGUACAAUCUGAAUUAUUAGCCAGACGUUUAGCAUAUCUGUGUUGUCGUAAAUUGGCACAUAUGUGUAAUAAUGUGGAAACUAAUGCUAAUCCACAAAGUCCAACCAUAAAUAAAAAUGAUGUAAAUAUUGGAAAAGAUACUGCUAAUCAAAUUCAAAAUCCAUUAACUAUUGCUUUUAAUGAUUAUUUGUCUUGUCCACAUCACAGAGAUGUAAUCUAUAGUUUAUCAACAAUAAUACAGGUUAUUACAUUAGAAUGUCCCACUGCAUUAGUGUGGAAUAGUGUUGGUGAAGGAAAAGCACCAUCUGUAUUAAAUGGUUCUCCUUUAGAUUAUCUACAGUGUCCUCCUACAGCUUUACCAUGUCCACCUGUAAGUGCAACUAAUCCAAUAAUAAAGCAAUUGAAAAUUGCUCAAAAAAAUAUUCGAGCAAGAUCUCAAGCUGCUGAAGGAAAAUGGUCAUGUGACAAAUGGCAACAAAGCAGUGCUGGAAUAACAACUACUAAAGUAUUAGCUGCAUUAGAUGCUCUAGAUCGGCAUAGUUUUGAUAGGAUGGAUUCUAGCAAUUCUUUAGAUACAUUAUAUGCUAAAAUAUUUACAUCACCAUUGAAAGAUAAUGCCAAUGAACGAGAUACAAAAACAGAAUAUAAUCCGCAACAAGAUUCUGCUGUAGUUGAAAUUUUAUGUGAAUGGGCAGUAAGUGCAGAAAGAUGGGGAGAACAUAGAGCAAUGGCAGUUGCAAAAUUAUUGGAAAAACGACAAAGUGAAGUUACUGGAGAAACAAAUGAUAAUGAUGAUAAAGAUAGUAUUUGUAGUAAUGGAAAUCCACCCGUGCUUCCGAUUUUUCAGUCAUUACUUAUGAAAUUUUUGGAUAUGGAUGCCCCGGUACUAGAUAAUACAACAACUCAAUCAAAAGUUCAGUUUACAAAUUUGGUUCACUUAUUUUCAGAAUUAAUUAGACAUGAUGUAUUUUCACAUGAUGCAUAUAUGUGUACACUUAUUUCAAGAGGAGAUCUCAUACAAGGUCCUGCAGCUAGCAAACCUGGAACUCCAAAUAAUCGAGAACCAAUUGAUGAAGAAUGCUUAUUUCCUGGAAUAGAAACAAAAUUGGAAGUAUCAGAUCAUGGACGAACAAUGGAUUAUGAUGAUAGUAAAAUCGACGAUGAUUUGGAUAAAUUAUUACAGCAUAUUAAAGAAGAUCAACAAAAUAGCAUGGAUGCUCCAGAUAGUCCUAAAGAAGAUGCACUAGCUGGACAUGGAGCUCAAGAAGGAUUAGAUUCAAAAAUACCAUCAAGUCAUAGUAGACAUUUGUUAUAUACAACACAUUUUCCAUUACCACAAGAUGAAACAUGUAGUCAACAUGAUUGUAAUCAACGACAUGUAUUACUUUAUGGAGUAGGUCGCGUUAGAGAUGAUGCUAGACAUAUUGUUAAAAGAAUGACUAAAGAAGUAUGCAAAUUAUUUGGAAAAAAAUUUAGUAUUGAUGUUGCAGAAGGUGGAAAAGUAAAAAAACAUUCUCGGAAUGAAUUUAACUUCGAGGCAAUUACAUUAAAGUUUCAAAAUUUGAGUUAUUUUGAUCAACAUGUAGUAACAUGGCAAUGUGCAACACAAGUUAUAGAAAUGUUGAAUACUUUUGCGCUGGCUGGAUCGUCUUAUUUACCGGUUCAAGAACAUGUAGCAUUUUUAUUCGAUUUAAUGGAAUUAGCAUUAAAUAUAUAUGGUUUAAUAGAUGUUUGCAUACAAAUAUUAAAGGAACUUCCAGAAGUUGAAACACAGUUAGGAGUUAGAAAUAGUCAGCUCGUUAGAAGUUAUACUACAAGUUUAAGUUUGUAUGUUGUAGGGGUAUUAAGAAGAUAUCAUUGUUGUUUGUUAUUGUCUCCAGAACAAACGACGGCAGUAUUUGAUUUACUUUGUAAAGUGGUAAAACAUGUAUCUAAUCCUAGCGAUUGUAGUUCCGCUGAACGAUGCGUAUUGGCACAUCUUUACGAUUUAUAUUCAUCUUGUUCUUUGCUGAAAACGAAACCACAUGGAGUGGAAGCAUUUAGUAAUGCUUAUCCUAAAAUCCGAACAGCUCUUUAUAGUACAUUACAACCGACAACAUCGAGUCAUGUGUAUAAUUCGCAAUUCAUGGUAGACGUUUUUACUAGUCCAAGACGAGGAGGGAAAAUCGAACCACAAUGGGCUAGACAAUUGAAUGAGACACCGGCAAAUCGCUAUAGUUUUGUUUGCAAUGCAAUAGUUGCAGUUUGUAGCGAAACGGAUAACGAUAAAUUAAACGACAUCGCAAUAACAUGCGCAGAAUUAACAGCUUGCUGUAAUGCACUUAACGCUGAAUGGCUUGGAGUUCUUAUGGCACUUUGUUGCUCUUCAAAUAGUUCUACUUUUUAUAUUGAUGUAUUAAAUCAAGUUGAUGUACAAGAUUUAAGUAUACAUAAUUCUUUGGCUGUAUUCACAUCAAUUUUAAUUGCAAGACAUUGUUUCUCUUUAGAAGAUUUUGUUGUACAUAUAGCAUUGCCAUCAUUAGUUAAAGCUUGUAAUGAGGGUCGUGGAGAUGCAGAUAUGGAAGCUGAAGCUGGAGCACGUUUAACAUGUCAUUUACUUCUACGACUUUUUAAAACAGUUGAAUGUCCUCAACCAGCACUAUAUUCUGUGAGCACAAGCCCUCAUCCUUUACCAAAUGGAAAUUCCAGAGGUUACAGUAUAAAAUUAAGUUGUGACAGACAUUUGCUGGCAGCUGCUCACAAUAAUAUUAGAGUUGGUCCAGUUUUAGCUGUACUUAAAGCUAUCUUAGUUGUCGCUGAUGCAACUGCUGGUAAACAACCACCAAAGAAACCAGAUGUACCAAUGAAUCAUUCAAAUAAAGCAGGAGGACCAGCAAGUGUUGGUGUUGGUGUUGGUGUGACUACAGGUGGACCAAGUGAAUUAUCUAUUAGCCAUAUCUUAGGUACCAGUGAUAUUUUAGGAGGUGGCGAUGAUUUGGGACUUGAUUUAGCAAUAUCUUCAUCUAGUAGUAGUGCUGGAAUGACUACAGAAAAUGUAAAAGGAUUGUCAGACUUUGCACAACAUGUUCUUAGACAAAUUUGCAGUCAAGAAUGGGUACUAGAAAGAUGUUUGCAAAAUCCAGAAGAACUUUGUCAUCCUGAUAUGUUGCUUGAUAAUAUGCUGACACCUCGUCAAGCUCAACGAUUACUUCAUAUGAUUUGUUAUCCUGAAACUUCUACAGAUGCAUUUAUUGAUCAAAAGACUCACAUAACAAAUAUAUUAGAAAAUCUGGAACAAUGGAGUUUAAGAAUGUCAUGGCUUGAUUUGCAACUCAUGUAUAAACAAUUUCCUCCAGGAUCAAACGAACUUUCACAAUGGUUAGAUACUGUUGCUAAAGCUGCAAUUGAUGUGUUUCAAUUGAAUACUAUGACUAGUAAAUCAGACAAACGAUCUGGUUCAAUAUGGUUAGUUGCGCCACUCGUUUCAAAAUUACCAAGUGCGGUACAAGGUCGAGUUUUAAAAGUAGCGGGUCAAGUAUUAGAAUCUGGAAAUUGGUCAAAGACAGCAACAGGUCGUGAGAGAAAUAGAUCAAAAUCACCAUCUCUAUUUAAUCAUCAACCUUUCCUUUCAUUAGUACUGACUUGCCUUAAAGGUCAAGAUGAUCAAAGAGAAGGUCUUCUGAUGUCUCUACAUUCACAAUUAUCGCAGUUCUUAAAUAUUAGUAAAGAAGAAAAAAAUUUCGCUACCGAAGAUCCUAAAACGAGAGAGGUAUUGCAAGAUGCAUUGCAAUUAAGAUUUAGUCUCGUCGGUGGAGUUUUUGAUACUAUACAAAGAAAUACUACUGCUACCACAGACUGGGCUAUUUUAUUGGUUCAGUUGGUUAGCUAUGGUGUUAUAGAUUUAAAUAAUAAUUCCGAAUUAUUUACCACUGUCAUAGAUAUGUUAGCAACCUUAAUACAUUCUACACUAGUUUCUGACUCACAAUCUGAAAAAGAUGAAAAUAAGAAACAUUAUCAAAAUUUGAUGAAAAAGUUAAAAAAGGAACUUGGUGAUAGAAAUUCUUCCAGUAUUCGAUAUGUCAGACAAUUGUUACCACUGCCAAAAUUAACAAUGGAAGUUAUUACAUGUGAGCCAGUUGGAUGUUUAACAGACACAAAAGGCAAUAAAAUAGCUGGUUUUGAUAGUAUUGAUAAGAAACAGGGUUUGCAAGUAUGUGAUUCUCAAAGAGUAUCUGCAUGGGAAGUGUUAGAGGGCCAUAAAAAUCCAGCACCUAUUUCCUGGGCUUGGUUUAGAGCAGUUAAAUUAGAACGUAAACCUCUUACAUACCAAAAUGCUCAUAAACUUUUACGAUAUCAUACACAUAGUCAAAUUAGACCUCCUAGUCAUUAUUUGGAUCCACCACCAUUACCUCCAGAAGAUUUAGAACCAGAUAAAAAAGAAUCAGAACCUGGUAAAGCUGAUACACCUAUGAGUAUUGAUUCCCCUGGAAGAGUAGCAGGCAGUGUUGGUGGUAGUGGAAUUGGUAAUACUAUUACCAAUAGCAAAGGAAAAGCUAUGAAGACUCGAAGACAUAGAAGAAAUAAAGGAGCUGCUACACCUACCACACCUGUUUCACAGCAAAUUCAGCAACCACCAAAUCAAUUACAACAAAUGGCAUUUGGAAAUCAACAAGUACCUGUCAGUCAACAACCUGGAAUGUUUACUAAUCAACCACCACAACAUCAACAACCUUGGUAUACUAAUCAACAAACUCAUACACCAGCUCAACAAUACGGAUAUGGUCAACAAUUACCACCAACUCCAGUUGGACCAAGAUAUGAUAGGCCAGGCAUGAACAAUCAAUCAAAACAAGCACUUUCUCACAUGUUACGUUUACGAUUACCGUCCAAUCAAUUAAUAAACUCUCAACAACAACCAAAUGCUACACCUGUUGGUGGACCAGGAGCGUUUCAAGGAAUGCAGAGACAACAAUUCAUUAGGCAACAAUUAAGAGCUCAACAUGGAGCUCCUAAUAUUAAUCCACAACAAGGAAUGUUUGCUUCACAACAACAGCAACAGCAGCCACAACAACAAGGAAUGUAUACUGGAAUGCAACAAGCAGGAAUGAAUCAAAAUUAUGCAGGAUAUGGAGGUCAACAAAUGAUACCACAGCAACAACAGCAACAACAACAACAGCAACAAGCACCUCAACAGGCACAACAGCAACAACAACUAUUGCAGCAGCAGCAGCAGCAACAAGGUUUAAUAAAUCAACAACAGAAUAUGAUGUUUACUAAUCAACAACAAAUAAUGGGACCUCAAAGAGGACAAGAAUAUAUACCACAACAACGUAUGCAACCUGGAGCUACAAGACCACCGUACCUUCAGGUACCAUUUAAGAAAAAAGCUCCAAAUGUCACAAUGAAUACAAUGGGUCCAAUGGGAGGUGGAGUUCAAAAUCAACCAGCACCACCAUACCGACAAACUAGUGGGAAACCUGGUACUGUUGGAGUAACAGGUGUAGGCACUAGUAAUGUUGGUUUACAACAAAAUCAACAAUUUCAACAGCAACAGGCGAUAAACCAACAACGUAUGAGGCAACAAAUGCUUGCAAUGCAACAACAACAACAAGCACAACAACAACAACAAGCACAACAACAGCAACAACAAGGUAAUGCUGCUGGACAACAACCAACUCAGCAAUUAGUAACGCAUUUACAGCGGCACUUGAGUCAACCACCGCAACAUUAUCAACAUCAACCGCCGCCUUAUUAGGAUUUAAUAUGUAAAUAAUUACGAUAAUUGUAAAAUUUACAUAAAGUGUGUAAAUCUAGUUCACAAGAGUUAUGUAACUUAAUUUACAAUGAAUGUAAAGCGUGCCAUGAAAAAGGCAAUAAAAUGGAAAGAAUUUCAGAAAAGCAUUAAAAA